Girardinichthys multiradiatus is the source of this 6188-nucleotide messenger RNA. It is a transcript of the gene znf148, whose product is annotated as zinc finger protein 148. The record is from RefSeq and is a predicted model, not a curated record. Gene Ontology annotation, biological process: regulation of transcription by RNA polymerase II. Bases 187 to 2616 code for a protein of 809 amino acids. The transcript is spliced from 8 exons. NCBI's taxonomy places the organism in Eukaryota, Metazoa, Chordata, Actinopteri, Cyprinodontiformes, Goodeidae. Gene Ontology annotation, molecular function: DNA-binding transcription factor activity, RNA polymerase II-specific; RNA polymerase II cis-regulatory region sequence-specific DNA binding.
GUAAAAUAUUAUUCCGUGCAGUCCUUUGGAAUUGUGCCAGUGAUGACAGUUAAACAGCUUUAACGCACACAGCAGGUCGCACCACUGAGAUGUAGCAGAUUUGAUGAGCGCAGUAAGCUAGCUGGCUAACUGGGGUCCCAGGCCAUUUAACCUGAGUGAUACAACUAUAGGAGUACUCGAUGUAAGAUGAACACUGAGGACAAGUUGGAUGGGAUGCUGCUGAAGUGCAGCAGCGGAGGAAUAGAUGGAGGUGGGAGAAUCUGUCUGGGUGCAGGAGGAGGACUGGUGGUGAUGACCCUCGGGGAGCGAUCACUGGCAAACCAGCCUCUUUUGGCUGAGGAUGACGAUGACGACGAAGAUGACGAGGACUUGACUGGAAGUUCGCUGGUUACUCAUGACCUGGUCCCUCCACAACAGCUGAUGAUGCAGGAGGAGUUGACAAAGAAUGGUGGAGAAGGAUUAGAAGAGGAGGGAGGAGGCGAGGUUGGAGUGCAUUUCCCCCUAAAACUCACCAAUAAGUUGCCCUACUCUCUUCAAAUGCCACUGAGCAUCAAGCAGGAGCUGAAGUUGUCUGACCCUGCAGCCCAUAUAAAGAAGGACAAAAAAGCAAUUAAGGACAUGACUGUCUACCCCAAGAAGAAGAAAAGGAAGCAGCGCUCACCAGCAAAGAUCCUGGGUAUGAAUGAUGAUGGAUCUGUGGCCGUACCAAACCCAAAGAGUCACGUUUGUAUUCACUGCAAUGCUGCAUUCAGAACCAAUUAUCAUUUGCAGAGACAUGUCUUCAUUCAUACGGGUGAGAAGCCAUUUCAGUGCAGCCAGUGUGACAUGCGUUUCAUUCAGAAGUAUCUUCUGCAGAGGCACGAGAAGAUCCACACUGGUGAGAAGCCUUUUCGCUGUGAUGAGUGUGGGAUGAGGUUUAUCCAGAAGUAUCACAUGGAGAGACAUAAGAGAACUCACAGUGGAGAGAAGCCCUACCAAUGUGACUACUGUCACCAGUACUUCUCCAGAACCGACCGGGUUUUAAAACACAGGCGAAUGUGUCAUGAAAACAGAGAGAGGAAGAUGAACAAGUCCAGCGGUAAAAUCGGACCUUUGCGUGACACAGAUUCUUCAGGGUCUCCCUUUCAUUCCAAAGAGUGCUCUCUACCCAAGAAAAAGCGCCAAAAAUGUGCAGAAAAAAGUUCCUGCUCUUCCAGUACGGUCCUGACAGAGGCGCGCGCUUUUCCUGUUGACGAAGCAGAAGAGAAGGCGGGGCAGGAUAAAAUCGAAACCCCAUGUAUAUUUGCUGUGUCAUCCAAGGUCAAGCAUGAGUAUGUGAUUCCUGGCUAUUCCGUGGAACUUCCUGAGGAAACAGCCAGCCAACACGAAGAUGAAGACGUAUCAUCAGAGGACACAACCCCACCAAAAAUAGUCCUGAAGAAAGUCCCAAAGAGGAGCCUCAAACAGCCCAGCGAGCAAACCCCUCCCUGCUUGUCUUCCCCUCUGUCCUCCUAUGAGGAAACCGAUAAGGUAGCCCAGUAUACCUUUGAAAUUGUGGACAAGCAGGGCCUUUUAGACGUGGAGAGCAACACUGACUUGGAAUCAGUUGAAAUGACUAAACCAGCAGCCAGCAGCACAAACUACGACGACGCCAUGCAGUUUCUCAAAAAGAAGCGUUACCUUCAUGCUGCAAUGGCCAACAACAGUCGGGACUACGCCCUAAACACGAGCAGCAUUUCCUCUCAGCCGUCUGUUACGCAAACUGUGGUGUCGACCGUCAUUGAUGAAACUGUCCCUGCCACUAUCCUGGAGCCCCAGCCCAUCAACACUGAGAUAAAGACAACUCACGAGAAAAACGUUUUGCCUGAUGAGGUUCUUCAGACGCUGUUGGAGCACUACUCUAACAAAGCAAAUGGGCAAUCAGACAUUUCCUUCAGUGUGGCUGAUACAGAGGUGACUUCUAGCAUAUCUAUAAACUCCUCUGAUGUUUCAGACAGCAGCCCCGUGGAGAGCAUUGGAUCCUCCGGCGCCCAAGCUCAACCACCUACAGAGAAGGUCAGCCUCCUGCAGGAAUACUCAAAAUUUCUUCAACAAGCUCUGGAGAGGACCAGUCAGAACGACAGCUACUUAACCAGUCAGAGCCUCAGCUUGGUCUCUGAAAACCCCACGUUAGCUGGACAACCUCUGUUCUCCAAUGAGAAACAGUUUUCUUCACCCAGCAGGUUCAAAUCAGGGAUGAGCUCUCCACUAAGGUCCACCUUGGAAAAACCUCACUUUGGAUUACUGGUCGGAGACUCCCAGCACUCAUUUUCAUUUUCAGGUGAUGAGACCACCUCGCCCUCAGCUGUGUCUCCAGCUGAUGAAGACUUCCUGGAGCAGGUUUCGCCCUCUAAGAAGGCUGACUCUACGCAGGGGAUACUGCAGACUUUCCAAAUCAAUUCCUUUGAUCAGAACUUCAAGUCACAUUUCCAGGCGACGAGAUCUGCGUCGUCCUCACAGUUUACUGUCGCCAACGGACAGGUGGGUGUCCGAGGACAUGGCACAGACUUCUCAGAGUUCCCUUUAGUUCGAGUCACUGAGACCAGGGUUCAAUUGAACUCGUCCCCUGAUGUUUCAACCAGCGAAUCGUUUGGCUGAAGAAACUACAGGAAAAUAAUUUUUGUUUAUUUUAGCAGCACUUUAUUUCAUCUGUCUUGUUUUGCCAAAACUAUUUACAACACAAUCAUGCUUUCUUUCUUAAAAGUGGAUUGAAAAAUCCUCAUGUUUCAUUUUUACUCAAACCUGUCAUAACAUACUAAUAAUAAUAACUCAUGAGAUCAUACUAUAAGAAGCAUUUUUCCAUUGGAAUCAAAGCAAUUCUUGUUCUGGAAUGUACACUAGGAGGUUAAGUGACCAAAGUGUAAUUAUUCUCAUAUUUUUGCCGCCAGAGAGUUUAUGUGUCGGUUUGCCUUGCUUGAGAAAUUAUCGACUCACUCUUGCUGCUUAAUGCAAUAUUUCCACUUUUUAUACACCAAUCAGCCAUUAACGUAUGACUUCCAGAAGCUCCCUUGGUUGUUGGGAGUUUUCUGUGGACCCUGCUUUGACUGGGGAGUUCAGAGGCUCAGUGGACACCUCGGACCGUACUCGUUCUUCUGGUGGAGGGGUUUUCAGCAACACACAGGCACAUCCCAAUACCUUAAAAUAAAAGUUAAUUACUGCUGUAAUGCAAUUCAAAAACUGAAUCUCAAAGUAUAUAGAUUUGUGAUGCAUUUUAGGUGUUUAUUUUUGUGCAAAGAUGUUUAUGGCUUACAGUUUAUGAAAACCAUAAAUUCAGUUUUCCAGAAAAUUUGAUUGCAUAAAAAUCAUUUUAAAAAGGAUUUGUAAUAAAGAUUUAUUUAUUUUUUUAAGGACAGUAUAUGGCCCUUAUUAUACACCUAACUGUCAAUUAUAUUUUGCCUGAUUUAAUGCUUCGACGUGGCAGCAACGGUGGCUUAAUACAGGAAAUACGACAGUUGCAGCCCAUAUUCUCCCCCAGUCUUGAAUUGGCUUUGUUUUACCAUUUUCUUAAGCCUGCACUUAUCCCUGUUGCCUGUGAACCUUUUUCUUCUAUACUUUUUUCCUUCCACUCAACUUUUCAUUAAUAUGGUUGGGUACAGAACCCUGUGACCAGCCAGCUUCUUUAGCAAUGCCCUUUUGUAGUUAACUCAUCAUGUGUAGGGUGCCAAUGACCGUCUUAACAGAAGUAAAUACAUGAAAUUCAGAAUUAAUUCAUAUUAGAGUUUCACUUUUUGAACUGAAUUACCGAAACAAAUGAACCUUUUUCUGAUGUACUGAGAUGCUCCUGUAUUUUACUGUAACAAGAUUUAUGGUGUUACUCAUUUUAGCUGUUUGGGUUCACAAUAUUGAGGCUGAUUGGUGUAUGGCUGUAUUUCAUAUAUGCCUCUUUUGUUUUCUUUACCUACCUCCCCUUGGUGUCUAUAAAAAAAAAACACUUCUUUAUUUUAGCUCUUAAAAUAAUCACAAUAGCACAAUCAUUCUUUAUGUUUAAGUCACUUUAUUCUCACCUAGCAUGGAUGUGUGUAACUAAUGGUACAGGACUGAUUGUAUGCAGUUGACCUACUUCCUUUCCUGUUUAAAACUAGGUCCAACUUGGUCAGUUUGAUGGCCAAUUAAAAAAUGUCUGGUUGAUCUUGAUGAGGUUUUUAAAAUCCUAUGGACUUUGUGAAUAUCCUCUUUUUCCCCAAACUGUAAUAAGUUGUCUUGUCUGUUAAAACUUCAGUUCUCUCACUUUAUAAAAUGAUUUGGGCCUCACAGCUGCAGAUAUAAAAAUGGUUGCAGGAUAAUUCUUAUUUUGAUUUGAAAUUAGGUUUAGGUGGUGUUAAAUCACUUUAGGGUUGUGCUUCAUGUACGCACCAUUUGCACGUUCUUCUUACAGGGAAUGUAGGAUGUACAGGCACUGUCUACAGUUACCUUUCCGAGACCUAAUGGACACGUUCGCCACAUUUAGUUUAUUUGAUGCAACCCAUGAAUCUCUUUGCCUCAAUGAAGAGGUUGUAGGUAUCGUUUAGUGUUAGUUGGUGUUGAAGUAAAUCCGGGUUUUGUGUAUCUGCAACUACAGGUUUUGUCACUUAAUGUUACGUUAUCAUAUAGCACAAGCGGAAAUGAUGAGCUUGGUGCACGGUUUGAUACGUUUUUGCUUCUGUGCCUUUCUGUUCUUUUUCAGCACCUCAUUUUACUCAUCCCUGCAAAUCUUUUUCCUCAGCCUGUGCUAUAAGGCUACAAUUUCCUCUUGCACAAUAAUCACAAAUAGAUAAGCUAUCAAAUUUUUUUUUUUUUUUUUUACUGUAUUAUGAUGAACUUGGAGCUUUAUUUAAAUUUGCCUUUCAUGUUUUGUUGGUUUUAAGUUUAUGAAAGAGAAAAGAAUUUAAUGUCUCAAACUAUUGAAAGAAAAUGGCAUUUUAUUCAUUGUUUUUGUUGUUUUUAUCGGUUCCACAGAUUUAGCUAAAAAUUAGGUCUUAUUGAAACCAUGCAAUUACAAAUUAUCCUGAGUUUGGUCCCUUAUGUCCUCCAUCAUGUUGUUAAUUGUACACAGAUGUGUUGUCUUUAUGAGAUGUAGGUGCACCAUCCAGUCGGGACUGUUUUAAAGCUCCCUCUUGUUACAUCCCCAACGACAAUCAGGGACAGACGGCUUCACGUUAAUCAUUCAGUUCUUUCUCUUUCAUUGCAGUUGGUUUCCUCAAGAAUGUAAAGAAAAUAUCCUGCUGUAAAUAUGUUGUGUAUAUUUUUAUGUUUUACAAAGUACUGUUUAUCAAAAAGUAGAAAAAGGUGCGUGCAAGAGACACUUCUCGUCAGUGGAAGGCAUUGUUAGUUUUCAAGCCUUUUGUGGAGAUUGCAAUGAUACAGAUGCACUGCCCAGAUAUAUUAUAGUCCGUGUUGAAUUGUAAUUGUGAACAACUACAGAUGACUAAAAUAACAAUUCUGAAGAAGCGGAGGAUGACUCGUAAUCUGAGCAGUUGGAGUAGAUUUCAGCUGGAUUAUGGCUCAGAGUUAAGGCAGUUUAUAGUCCAUCACAGGCUACCUGUUUAAUUGUAAACAAUAUUUAAAAGCACAGUGCAGAUGGGUUUUGUAAAUUGAAUCCUGUUCUGCUUUGGGGAAAUUCCAAUGCGUCCCUGUCAUUCAUUUCCUAUAUAAGCAGCUCUAAAGUUUGUUUUCCUUUUGUCUACCUAUGUCUGUCUUCUGGCCAUAAGUGUCCUUGUAUAAGCUAGAAAAAAAUGUGUUUUGUGUAAAAAGAUCUGUAUUAUAAAUUUUGUAUGAAAAAUAUUUUUUGAAACAUGUCAUUUAAAGCACUGAUAUGUAAAUCAUACAGAUACACUCUUGCUACCGUCAUUUAUCUCCUUACUAGUUCCUGUUGAGACCUUUUGGUUACAAAAUGGGAAUCUGAACUUUGGAAAUUUUCUACCUUUGAAAAGAAUUUGGAUCAAGAAGCCUCCCGCUUCCCUUUAGGGUUAAUGAGACAUUAGCUUAAUUUGCAUGGUCGCUGACUUGUUGGGUUGGAUGAACUUUUUUUGUAUAAUGUGCAGCUUUAAUUGUAACGAUUAAUCAGUCAAGUUAACCCUGUAUAAUUAGAGCUUUGCUAAAUAUGAUUUGUAGGCAAACUGAUUACAUUGUUUUGAUUGUUGUGUGUACUGUCUUUACGAAUAAAAUUAUUCACAGAAUGUGAGCUUGAAGAA